AUGUCAGACACCAAUUCCAAGUUCCGCGAUCUACCCCGCGCCGCGGGGCCCUUGAUCUGCCCAUACAAGGGAACACCGGUCCUGCUAUCGCACAAAUUCAACAAAGGCUCCGCCUUCCCAGACCAUGAGCGAGCAGAAUUCAAGCUCCACAGUCUCCUCCCGCCAAACAUCCAGACAUUGGAGGAGCAGGUCCAGCGUGCUUAUCAGCAGUAUCAAACCAGGCCAGACGACCUAGCCAAGAAUACCUUCCUGGCUAGCAUGAAGGCGCAGAAUGAAGUGCUGUACUUCAAGCUCGUGCAAACCCACCUGAAGGAGAUGUUUAGCGUGAUAUACACGCCUACCGAAGGCGAGGCGAUUGAGAAUUACUCGCGGUUGUUCAGGAAGCCGGAGGGGUGUUUCCUGAAUAUCAAUGACCAGGAUCACAUUGACGAAUAUCUCGCUGCGUUUGGGACCGAGGAGGAUGUUGAUUAUAUUGUCGUCAGCGAUGGGGAGGAGAUAUUGGGCAUUGGGGACCAAGGUGUAGGCGCUAUUCUCAUAUCGAUUGCCAAACUGGUUCUUACCACGCUCUGCGCUGGAAUCCAUCCUUCACGACAGCUUCCGGUUGUACUGGAUUGCGGGACAGAUAACGAAGGGUUGCUCAAUGACGUCCUGUAUCUAGGCCUGCGACAGCGCCGGGUCCGAGGGGAGAAGUACGAUGAGUUUGUGGAUAGAUUUAUCAAAGCUGCCCGCAAACGAUUCCCCAAAGCUUACAUUCACUUUGAGGAUUUCGGCCUCAAUAAUGCACGGAGGAUACUCGACAAGUAUCAGCCACAGAUACCCUGUUUCAAUGACGACAUCCAAGGCACGGGGUGUGUCACACUCGCUGCCAUGUUGGCUGCCCUUCAUGUCAGCCAAGUCAAACUAGAAGAAGUCCGAGUCGUGAUCUUCGGCUCUGGGACGGCUGGUACUGGCAUUGCCGAUCAGAUUUCAGAUACCAUCGCUACUGAGACGCAGAAGUCAACGGAUGAAGCAUCUAAGCAGAUAUGGUGCAUCGACAAGCCCGGUCUCCUUGUAAAGUCCCACGGUGAUCAGUUGACAGAAGGCCAGAAACCUUUCGCACGAGAUGAUGCCGAGUGGUCAGAUGGUGAUCGAGAUCUUCUGUCAGUCAUCAAAAAGGUCCACCCCCAUGUGCUUAUUGGGACAUCUACCAAGCCUGGAGCAUUCACCGAAGAGAUCAUUCGUGAGAUGGCCGAUCACGUAGAGCAACCGAUUAUCUUCCCCCUCAGCAAUCCAACACGACUCCACGAAGCGAAGCCGGUUGAUCUCUACGAAUGGACUGAUGGGCGAGCCCUCAUUGCGACAGGCAGUCCAUUCCCGCCAGUUACCCACAACGGCACGACAUACGACAUCGCGGAAUGCAACAACUCAACUUGCUUCCCUGGCAUUGGUCUUGGAGCAGUCCUCUCACAGUGCCGUCUCAUGUCUAAGAAGAUGCUAGUCGCUGCCGUGGAGGCACUCAAGGCGCGGUCACCGGCCCUGAAAAACCCUUCUAAACCGUUGCUACCCGAUGUGGAAGAUGUGCGUGAAAUCAGUGUGGAUAUUGCCGCGGCAGUGAUUUUGUGUGCUGUGGAGGAGGGACUGGCACAGGCAGAGGGCAUUCCUACCACCGACUCGGAGCUACGAGAGUGGAUUCGAGUCCAGAUGUGGGAGGCUGAGUACCGGCCUCUUGUUUAUAAGGAUUAA
This is a messenger RNA of Penicillium vulpinum, 1722 nucleotides long. Its product is annotated as NAD-dependent malic enzyme. NCBI's taxonomy places the organism in Eukaryota, Fungi, Ascomycota, Eurotiomycetes, Eurotiales, Aspergillaceae. The transcript has 8 exons. Gene Ontology annotation, cellular component: mitochondrion. The record is from RefSeq and is a predicted model, not a curated record. The coding region runs from base 1 to 1722 and encodes 573 amino acids. Gene Ontology annotation, molecular function: malate dehydrogenase (decarboxylating) (NAD+) activity; NAD binding. Gene Ontology annotation, biological process: malate metabolic process; pyruvate metabolic process.